Anoplopoma fimbria (sablefish) is the source of this 816-nucleotide messenger RNA. RefSeq lists its product as uncharacterized. The coding region runs from base 40 to 672 and encodes 210 amino acids. The record is from RefSeq and is a predicted model, not a curated record. NCBI's taxonomy places the organism in Eukaryota, Metazoa, Chordata, Actinopteri, Perciformes, Anoplopomatidae. The transcript is spliced from 5 exons.
ACUUCAGAUCUGUGUCAGAAGUAUUCGAGUGCAGUCGCCAUGGCGUUACAGGGAAUAUUUACUUUCUUUUGCUCACUAGCAGUCCUGUCCUCCUCUGCAGCUUUACUUCAGAAUUGCAGCUCACAAACUCAGCAUCUAUCAGCUGAACUCGAGGUGGCGAUAGAGUGUGGUGAAAACCUGACUUCUGGAUGGAGCACACAGAGGACGGCUGCACUACUGCUGUCCCUGAGGGAUCUGACUGAUACUCUGCACAAACACCAGCUGCAAGAAUGCAGAGGUGCUGAGCCAAAUAAAUGCCCUGAAGCCAAAGUUCCCCACCACGGAGGGUUGGCAUGUGUCACAGUAGCCAAGAAGCGCUACUGCAAACCUCUGUGCAGCCAUGGUUACGACUUUGCCUUCAUCAGGAGGAGUCGUUUGUACGAAGAAUGCAGUAAGCAGACCGGAUUUAGAUGGCAGACCCAGUACGUGGGAGGAAACAAGCUGGCUGUGUGCAACGAAUCACCAAUUCAAGUUUCUGGAGCAAGUUCAGCAUAUUUUCCUGAAAAUCAGGACUGCCUCAAAACAAAGAGCAACAGCACACUGCAGAGCGCCAUCAUGGGGGUAUUCGUCACUGAGCUGAGGAAUCAAGGCAUACAGGACAGUCCAGAGUUUGCCUGUCUUGUAUGUGGAUGACCACCCGAGGGAGAAAGAUGCAUUUACAAACCCGUGAAUUUUGUGUGAAAGUCCCUUUAAGAUGCACUUAAAAAGAAUGUAUUAAAAUCAUUUAUGAAAGACUGACUUUUAAGUUUGAAAAAUAAAAGUCCUCCUCUCUUUGAA